Messenger RNA from Amphibalanus amphitrite, 813 nucleotides. Its product is annotated as verprolin-like. NCBI's taxonomy places the organism in Eukaryota, Metazoa, Arthropoda, Thecostraca, Balanomorpha, Balanidae. The transcript is spliced from 3 exons. Bases 1 to 759 code for a protein of 252 amino acids. The record is from RefSeq and is a predicted model, not a curated record.
AUGUGCCCCGGCCUGUCACCCAACACUCCCGCUGCGGCGGCCGUCUCCCCCACUCCGCCGGCGCCGCCCGCCGCUCCGACUUUGGCCUGGCUGCCGGCCCUGGAGCGUCUGGAGGUGCGCCUUCAGAUCAGCGCGGUCACCGUCACCGUUCCGGCCGGUCCAGAGAGCGGCGGCGGGGCGGCCGGGGACGCGGAGCGGACGGCGGACCCGCUCCCCGCCGCGGCCGGCCACCACCCGGCGCCGGUACCGGGCCGGGUCCGCAGCAGUAGCGACUCGGGCCACCGGUACUGCCUGCACGGACAGCUGGUCUCUGUGCUGCCGUCAGUCCGACUGGACAGCGCUGCGCUCAAAUCGGCCGCCCUGCCGACAGUGCCGGAGGUGUCCGUCCGACUCACCAGACCUUCAGCGGCCGCAGCCGGCUCCCAGCUGCGCUCGCCGAGCCAGACGCAGCAGGUGAUGUCGCCGUCGGUCGUGGUGCGCGACUGUGCGCCCAUCCCGCGUCCAACGCCUCCCCCCCCCCACAACGCGCGCUGUAGCGCCUGCCGAGCGCCGGCUGCUGCCGGGCCCGCCGUCGUACUUUUAUGGCCUUGCGCCGUCAGUCGCCAGCUGGUGGUGGCGACCCGUGAUCGCUCGCGUACGUUCGCCGGCGCGCCCGUUGCAGAGAAGGAGUUCGCGCAUGCCCAUUGUAGAGGGGCGCGCCCCUUGCGGAGGCGGUACGCGCUACGCUGUAGACACUACUGCUUGUACCUGGUUGGGUAGCUCCUUUGCACAUUGUUUGUUCAUGGAUGUAAAUACAAGUUACAUGACUGAUGA